This is a messenger RNA of Polyodon spathula (Mississippi paddlefish), 3562 nucleotides long. It is a transcript of the gene kpna4, whose product is annotated as karyopherin alpha 4 (importin alpha 3). Gene Ontology annotation, biological process: NLS-bearing protein import into nucleus. Gene Ontology annotation, molecular function: protein binding; nuclear import signal receptor activity. NCBI's taxonomy places the organism in Eukaryota, Metazoa, Chordata, Actinopteri, Acipenseriformes, Polyodontidae. Gene Ontology annotation, cellular component: nucleoplasm; cytoplasm; nucleus. Bases 154 to 1719 code for a protein of 521 amino acids. The transcript is spliced from 17 exons. The record is from RefSeq and is a predicted model, not a curated record.
AUUCCCAGGGUUCUCUGCGAGCGAACCAGUAAAAAAAAAAAAGAGUCUGCUAGCAGAAGGGGCUAAGAUUAGAAAGAAAAAAAAAAGGGGCAAAAAGCCUAAGAGAUUCUUUACAAAAGUGAAUAGAUAAAUACGUGUUAGAUAUAGUGAAACAUGUCCGACAACGAGAAACUGGACAACCAGCGGCUGAAGAAUUUCAAGAAUAAGGGCCGCGAUUUGGAGACUAUGAGAAGACAGCGGAAUGAAGUUGUUGUGGAACUUCGAAAGAACAAAAGAGAUGAACAUUUGUUAAAAAGAAGAAAUGUCCCGAAUGAAGAUAUUUGCGAAGACUCUGAUGUUGAUGGUGAUUUCAGAGUGCAAAAUACUUCAUUAGAAGCAAUAGUACAAAAUGCUACCAGUGACAACCAGAGUAUUCAGUUAAGUGCGGUGCAGGCUGCAAGAAAGCUGUUAUCAAGUGACCGUAAUCCUCCAAUUGAUGAUUUGAUAAAAUCUGGCAUUUUGCCUAUCCUGGUUCAUUGUCUCGACAGAGAUGACAACCCUUCAUUACAAUUCGAAGCAGCUUGGGCUUUAACAAACAUUGCCUCCGGAACCUCUGAACAGACGCAAGCAGUUGUUCAGUCGAAUGCUGUUCCACUCUUCUUAAGAUUACUGCAUUCCCCUCAUCAAAAUGUUUGUGAACAGGCAGUGUGGGCCCUGGGAAACAUCAUUGGUGAUGGACCUCAGUGCAGAGAUUAUGUCAUCGGCCUUGGAGUAGUGAAACCACUACUUUCAUUCAUCAGCCCGUCUAUCCCCAUUACUUUCCUGCGAAAUGUGACUUGGGUAAUGGUUAAUCUGUGCCGUCACAAGGAUCCUCCGCCCCCAAUGGAAACCAUUCAGGAGAUUCUUCCAGCACUCUGUGUCCUGAUUCACCACACAGAUGUAAAUAUUUUAGUGGACACAGUCUGGGCUUUAUCCUACCUAACAGAUGCUGGCAAUGAGCAGAUUCAGAUGGUUAUAGAUUCAGGAAUAGUUCCACAUUUGGUGCCUCUCCUCAGCCAUCAAGAAGUCAAAGUCCAGACAGCAGCUCUGAGAGCGGUGGGGAAUAUCGUGACUGGUACAGAUGAGCAGACGCAGGUGGUUCUUAACUGUGAUGCUCUCUCCCACUUCCCUGCUCUUCUCGCACAUCCAAAAGAGAAGAUCAAUAAGGAGGCGGUAUGGUUCUUGUCAAACAUCACUGCAGGAAAUCAGCAGCAAGUUCAAGCUGUCAUUGAUGCUAACCUCGUUCCAAUGAUCAUACAUCUUUUGGAUAAGGGUGAUUUUGGUACUCAGAAGGAAGCUGCAUGGGCUAUAAGUAACCUUACUAUCAGUGGAAGAAAGGAUCAGGUGGCGUACCUUAUCCAGCAGAAUGUUAUUCCACCGUUUUGCAACCUGCUUAUAGUGAAGGAUGCACAGGUUGUACAAGUGGUCUUGGAUGGGCUCAGCAAUAUUUUGAAAAUGGCAGAUGAGGAGGCUGAGGCCAUUGCUAACCUGAUUGAAGAAUGUGGAGGUUUGGAGAAGAUUGAACAGUUGCAGAAUCAUGAAAAUGAGGACAUCUAUAAACUGGCAUAUGAAAUUAUUGAUCAGUUCUUCUCCUCUGAUGAUAUUGAUGAAGAUCCCAGCUUAGUUCCGGAGGCAAUCCAGGGUGGAACCUUUGGUUUCAACUCAUCGGCUAACGUACCAACAGAAGGGUUCCAGUUCUAGAAAGUUACCCAAAGCGGAGUUGACUACAUGAUGCAGCCCUGUAAAAUGAAAUUUGAUCCAUUGUGCUUGGCUCAUGGGAACCACUGCUGCAUUAAAACGGAGAGAAAAUGUGUGGAUUUCGUUUGGCAUCUGAGAAAAGCCCAAAUGAAGUUGUGUUGGCGAGUGGGUGCGAGUGAGAGUGAGUGGCAAAAUGUUGCAAAAUCUACACUGAAUGCUUUGAGGAUGUUUCAAGAAACUGCAAGUUAUUGGAAGUCCACGGCAAAGAAGGGUCUGAAAACCAAGAAAAAUAAAUUUGAAAAUUGGACAAAAGUACUAUAUCAUAGCUUGUGGACUUGUAGCCGAAAAAGCAGGAAAUUUGGUUAACUUUUGUCAGUACAGAGAGCCAGAACUAAGGCCUUGCUAUGAAGCACUGUGUGAAUGGAUCUAUGUGUGAAUGUCUGGACUCAAUGUUCUGGAGCCAGGGCUCUUCGUUCGCGAAGCAGGCUCGCUAGUCCAGGAGUGUGGCGUGUGUACGAGAGUAUGGGCGUAUGGGUGUGAUGUUGUAUGUGAACGCAUGCAAAACUUGAUUCGCCUGUAAGGGGCACAUUUAAUAAAUCCCAAAAGGUAAACAAAUAAAAAUUAAACCAGAAAAAUAUCAGUUUUAUGUUUAUAUUAAUUUACACUGGACAAUAAAAUUGACUGGUUGGGCAGCAGUGCAUUGUAUGAUAUACAUUCAACAGAUUUGGUUGACUCUCUUGCUUCCAGUGUGUUUUUAUUUAGAAUUUUUUUUUCUUUCUUUACAGCUUUUAUUUUAGAUGCUUGUUUAAAACAGAACUGUUGCGAGGCUCCCCUGUGCAUUGUACCACACAUUGAUUUGAUGCUGUGAAUAUCUUUCCAUAUCCUCCGUCACUUAUUAAAAAUCACAACGUACGUGUGUAAAUUAGCUUCCUGCAUGAAUAAGGUUAAGGUUUCCCAUGAAGCAAAAGUAACUGUUUAGCAGUGAAGAUUUGCUAUAACAAUGAGCUUCAACUUCAACAUGAUGAGUAACCUUUGCAUGUACUAAACUACAGCAUAGUUUAUUUUAGCUGUGUUUUGUUAGGCUGUGAAUACAGUUUUAUUAUUUUCAGAAUACUGUGCUGUUUUAAGGGUUUUUUUCUGACUUAAUUUCUAAAUUAAGAAGGAUAUUUCUAAACAGUUUGCACAUGUACUGCUAAAUAAGGACUGAUUUGAAAAGAAGUGUGUAGAUGUAUAAAUCAGUUGUUUCAACACCCUUACAACACAAUCUGUUUAGUAUUUUUUUUUUAGUUUAGAUACAGCCAUGAACAAUCUAUCUUGAGCCACUUUAGGAGAGCGUUUUGUAAUUUUUUUAAGACUUGCAUUGCAAACAUGCAAGAAGUGUAAAUUUUUUUCUCUUGUCUUUUUUAUUUGGCGAUUGGAAAUAUUUGAAUUUUUUUUUUUUUUUUUUUUUUUUAAAAAAAAAGAUAUACUUACACUAAAUUAAGUGACUAAAGGUGAAGUCAUGCCUAUUCUCUUUAAGGUGGCUCAUUGUAGGAAAUGCUGUGCCCCCCCCCCCCCCCCCUUGAGCACAAGUGAUGCAUGAACAAGUUUGCUCUAUUUAAGUUCAUCAGAGGUUAGCCACCAUUAGCUCGUGUAAAUUUGUGUAAUGUAACUUCAGAAUACUAGAAUGGAUUACAUUUUGUGGUCUUAACCUUUUGUUGAACUCAGAUAUUUUUUGCAGCAUUCCUUUGCCAGCAGAAGAUGUGGUUUCAAAAAUUAAAGCAGAAGAUAACUUGUGUGCUUAACCCGUUAUCAUAAUACUAGGCUACAGGCUAUGUUGUCUGAGAAAAAUAAAGAUUGAAACCCA